This is a messenger RNA of Seminavis robusta, 1346 nucleotides long. The record is from the annotation of a GenBank genome assembly. Lineage: Eukaryota; Bacillariophyta; Bacillariophyceae; Naviculales; Naviculaceae.
AUCGAUCCAUCCAUCCAUCCAGCCAUCCAUCAAACAGAUAAACAAAGAGGGAGGUGCUCGAGCAUACCGGUACGGCACCGUACAUCAUUCUGCGCUCGAUCCACAUCCCAUUAACAAUUUAUUUUGAAGUGCCCGAACCGUUCCACUUUUGUGUCCUCGGACUUAUAUACUUGCAGCCAGAAGAAAUGGAUGCUCCAGCAAAUCUACAGCAACGCAAGGGGACCUCUCAGAACUCCCCAAUCCCAAAGCAACCAAAAGGUGUAAUGGAUGGGCACCUGGCUAGCUAGAUACUCUUGGCGUCAGUCAGCGUCCAUCACCUCAAACAUAUCUUCUUGGAGAGAGAAGUUGGAAUGGCAAAAAAGAAUGCCACAACAGGAAAAUUUCUUUCAAAAGACUCCAGCAUCUAUGAAAUUGAGGAUUUAGAAGGUCCUCCUGGGGUCAUCCGAACAAAGAGUGCCAAAACUGUUUGCCCAAUCGAUGGGAAAAUGGGUGCUGCCUAUGUACACACUCUACAAGGAGAGGACCAUGUUGGAGAGGCAGCUCAUAUGCUCAGCUAUUCCUGGGGUUAUUCGAUUGGAGAUAUUGUGGAUACUCUAACAGGCUUCUGCCUACAGAACAACCUCGAUCCAAAGAGAACCUAUAUCUGGAUGUGCUGUCUCUGUGUGAAUCAGCACAGGGUGGUGGACAACAAUGCCAACGACCAGUCUGGAAUGACAGCCCCUGCCAAGAUAGACUUCUUUUCCAUCUUUGGAGAACGAGUCAAAAAGAUUGGUCAUUUGCUGGCCAUGAUGGCUCCAUGGAAAGCACCCAUUUACAUCACUCGAGUCUGGUGUAUUUUUGAGAUCUUUACAGCUCACAGGACUGGUGGGUGCAAAGUGGAUAUUGUCAUGCCACCUAGGGAGAAGCAAUCCCUAGAGCAGGAUGUUCUUGAUAACGAAGGAGGCAUCAAUGCUCUCUAUGAGACACUUGGCAACACCAAAGUUGAAAAUGCCAAGGCAUCUGAAGAAAGUGACAGGCUGGCUAUUCUAACCAAGGUGAUGUAUCCCCACCUCAGUCACCUUGAUUCUGUGGUUUGUUUGCCGGCUGUGCUGUUUGUGUUUUAGUAUUCGUUGGUUGACGGGAGCCUUCUCAAAGCAAAAGGCGGUUAAAUAAAGCCUGCUAGCUAGACAACGCCCCUCACUAGCUAGCUAGCUAGCUAGCUAGCUAGCCAUGCUAACUUUAGACCACACGCGCUCCCGCAUGCACGCAGUCAGUUUCUAAGUUAACUCUGCACUCCCGGCACUUCAAAUCCAGGAGUCUGUUGAUGAAACAAACGAGAUUUUCUCCUGGAAAUCCACGCCGCCUCC